Molecule: messenger RNA, 1399 nt
Organism: Serpula lacrymans var. lacrymans S7.9
Lineage: Eukaryota; Fungi; Basidiomycota; Agaricomycetes; Boletales; Serpulaceae
Exons: 5
Coding region: 102-668 (188 amino acids)
Biological process (GO): positive regulation of DNA-templated transcription
Cellular component (GO): nucleus
Molecular function (GO): transcription coactivator activity; chromatin DNA binding
Source: RefSeq, a predicted model, not a curated record
UCCGUGGCGUUCUAUCAUGUUCGAACUGACCAAUCUGACCCCUUACCACUGUGUCGCUUUACAUACAUUACACUCGUCAAGCAUCGCGAACUUACAACAAGAUGGCUUUGAACUGGACGAUGCUGGAUCCUGCUACGCGUGUCCCAAUACCCCUGCCGCAUGAGCAGACUAUCUUGACUGUAGACUCUAAAGUGGAGUAUACUGUUAUAAUCCCAAAGAUUCCACCAUCGGGCUCUGCCAUCGCGGGUGGAUCUCCGGAUACGAAGAAGAUGAAGGAGGCAGGUAGACUCUGGCUUACAGAUAAACGACUGAUAUUCACCACACCUACUACUGGAGGCUCCAAGCCCUCCUUUGACUCGCUUUCCAUACCAUUACAUUCUAUACUGUCUACGAAGUUCGAACAGCCACUGUUUGCGGCCAACUUCCUCACGCUAGAUGUGGAUCCAUCUCCAGAAGGAGGACUUACUGAUGGAACGAAAGUCGAAAUUCGGUUCAGCGAUCAAGGCAUUUUCCAAUUCGUGGGUGUUCUCGACAAAACCCGUGAAAGGACCAUAUAUAUGAGGAGACAAACGGCUAUGGGAGAGGACGAGAAUUUACCCGUUUAUUCUUCUUCUGCUGAGGGAGGUUCAUCGACCUACACGGAUAUGCCUCCUGGAUAUGACGCAUAAUUUUUUUUUUCACGUAACGCUGCUCCCUUUGUCUCCACACGUGUACUACUUCUGUAUCGGCUACAUUCGACGCAUUCUUCGCCGCUACCUCGUGCCAUCUUACUCACUUGUUCUCGCAAACGUGAUGGCGCUCUUCUAGCGGAUCCUGAUCCUGCUACUUUCUGUGUAUUCCGCAGCCAGCUCUAACGUGUGUCAACUUUGUAUAUUAGAAGGAACGACUACCUUUUUCCUAAAUGGUAUGAGGUGUGAGGGAGACUAACUCAGCAACAGUAUUUCCUGAGGAUGAGUCCUCGUCGUGGAGUGCUUGACAAUGUUCCCCGGUUCAAUCGCAUCGUAUGGCAUCAUACAUUCGCAAUGGCAGCUCAUUUUUCGGGCCAGACUUGCUGUGUUUGUCUUUGGCUGUUCGGGUCAGGAUAUGGACGUUUUUAGACAUUGUACUCAGUUGAGUACAAGCGAUGUCUUGAAUACGUUGCUCGAAGUAUGUUUAGCCUCACCAUCCCCCUUCUGGAAAAACGACGUUCUGUGCGGUAUAAAAGACCUUUGGAUAUGCACUCAAGAACCAGAUCAUCUCAAACCCCAACUUUCAUACAAUGUCUCAAGAACUGGAAACUAGUGCAGCUCAAGGACUCGAAACUGGUGUAUAUGUCAUCAGCAGCAUCGCUUUCCCGGGUGGUAGCAUAGGCGUCGAGAAGAGUGGCCCUAGGGCUUCAGGCAUCACUCCCAGGAAUGUA